AUGGCAAAUUCUCUAGCUAAUGUUUUUGGCAUUCUUGGAAACAUUAUGUCCUUCAUGGUGUUCUUGUCUCCACUGCCAGCUUUCCAUGUGAUAUAUAAGAGAAAAUCAUCAGAGGGUUUUCAAUUCAUUCCUUACUCAGUUGCAUUGUUCAGCUGUAUGAUAUAUUUAUACUACGCAUAUGUGAAGAAGCACAUGCUCUUGCUGGUUACUAUUAACAGCCUUGGAGUGGGUAUAGAGUGUGUAUAUCUCACCAUCUACAUCAUUUAUGCAACCAAACAGGCCAAGAUUUUCACCAUUUGGGUGCUACUUAUCUUCAACGUUGGAGCUCUGGGGAUCCUCCUGGUUUUCACCUACCUAUUUUCGACGGGUGAGAGGCGGGUUAAAAUUGUUGGAUGGUCUUGUUCUACCUUCUCCAUCUGCGUUUUCGCAGCUCCUCUUAGCAUUAUGAGGAAAGUUAUAAGGACAAAGAGUGUAGAAUACAUGCCGUUUCUAUUGUCCUUCUUCCUUACACUCUGUGCUGUGGUUUGGUUUUUCUACGGCGUCUUAAUUCACGAUUACUAUGUAGCUACGCCAAAUGUACUAGGAUUUGCAUUAGGAAUAGCACAAAUGAUCCUAUAUGCAAUAUACAGAAAACGGAAGACUCAAGCUUUGCCAGUGGCGGCGCUAGAUGCUAGGAUUCAAGACAUAACAGCGACGGAGAUGCCGGAAAGACCAACAAAACAAGAAGCCGUCACGGUUCCGGCAGCCAUGCACGACGGGAGAAACGGCAGUGCUACCCAUGAUGACAAAAAUAACAAUCAUGAAAUUAUGGAUAUAUGA
Messenger RNA from Ipomoea triloba (trilobed morning glory), 819 nucleotides. RefSeq names its product bidirectional sugar transporter NEC1-like. Gene Ontology annotation, biological process: carbohydrate transport. Gene Ontology annotation, cellular component: membrane. The transcript has 6 exons. Lineage: Eukaryota; Viridiplantae; Streptophyta; Magnoliopsida; Solanales; Convolvulaceae. The record is from RefSeq and is a predicted model, not a curated record. The coding region runs from base 1 to 819 and encodes 272 amino acids. Gene Ontology annotation, molecular function: sugar transmembrane transporter activity.